ACUUUCGACAAGAAGUGAAUGUAUUAAUAUGAGAAAAAUCGAGAGAAGCCCUCGUGUCUUUUAUAUGAUAAUUAGAUUAUAAUCGAAUCUCUCAACUUUUAAAUGACUUUCUAAUGAUAAUUGGGGGAAGAAAACAAUGUUGAAUUCAUUGAGUGGAAUGUAAUCCUUUCAGUUAGUGUCGCUGGACAAAGACGAAAAUGGAACACGAUCCUCUACAGGGGUUCCGAAAUGAAUGAUUAACUGAAGAAAAAAUGACGUGAAUUAAAAAGAUUCAGUGUUAUAAUGAAUAGGAACUUCAAAGCACUUGGAUGUUUUCACGCGUCCCAUCUUAAUUUCUGUUUUGGUUUGUCGGUCGGCCUGGUAAUUUCAUUUAUCAUCGCUAGUUUUUCCUCACUUCAAACACCCUUUAUUGUGACCCGGAAGUAUGCAGCAGAAAAAUUCGAUAGCUACCUCUCCUCAAGGUCAUUACAGGAAGUGGCCAAAUCAUACGACGAAAUGCACGAGGAUAUGGACAAACGGGUCACUCAAGAGGACAUCAGAGGGGUGAAUUUUGAUGAUGAACACAAGCAUCUUGAUAAUGACAAUGUUGCUAGAAAAUUGGCUGAACAAAUUCGGGUCUUGUGUUGGAUAAUGACAGGGCCACAAAAUCUUGAAAAGAAAGCAAUACAUGUGAAGAAAACCUGGGGCAAACGAUGUACCAAGCUGAUAUUCUUCAGCUCUGUUACAAAUAACACUUUUCCCACGAUUGGACUUAAUAUAUCAGAGGGCCGUGAACAUCUGACGGGAAAAACUAUGCGAGCAUUCAAAUAUGUCUUUGACCACUAUUAUGAUGAAGCUGAUUGGUUUAUGAAAGCGGAUGAUGACACAUAUUUUAUAAUGGAAAAUCUCCGAUAUUUUCUUUCAUCACGUGACAAAAUGGAACCUGUUUAUUUUGGACAUCAUUUUAGAACGAUAGUUCGACAGGGGUAUUAUAGUGGCGGCGCAGGGUAUAUCCUCAGCAAGGAGACAUUAAGAAGAUUAGGAACAACCGGUCAAGAUCCAAAGUUUUGUAGACAAGAUGGCGGAGCAGAGGACGCCGAGCUGGGCAAAUGCAUGCAAAACCUCGGGGUUAAAACAGCAAAUUCUACCGACGCUCUUGGAAGGAGCCGAUUUCAUUGCUUCGACCCAGAAACCCAUCUUAACGGAGGAUAUCCUAAUUGGUACUAUAAGUAUGACGCCAACGGGGCCAGAAAGGGCGUGGAGAGCAUCAGUGACUAUUCCAUUUCGUUUCAUUAUAUUAAACCAGAGAGCAUGUACUCCUUAGAAUUUUAUGUGUACCAUCUUAGACCGUACGGGAUUGAAUUCAGAAAUCAGGACCUUAAUCAGAAAGGGGCAUUAUAUACAAAUAAUGAAACGACUUCUGAAAAACUCUAGAGUGACUGGGGUUACAACUUUAAGCUGUGAUAUGCUGAAAUCGCUCCUGGCAGUCUGACUGUAAUCAUGGGAGCUUUUCCAAUCCAAAAAUCAUACCGUCUAUUCAAAGUGGAAAUUUCGUUUUUGUUCUAUUUGAAUUAUGUUUGUUGUUUUUUGUUGUGUCUGCUGUUGGGUACACGUGGAACGAUGAUAUUCACUCAAAAAGAAUUCAGUUUGUUACAUGAGUUUCUGUGCAGAUGUAUAAUUUGUUUAAAGCAAUUUUUCAAGUGCUCAAUUUGUCGCAAAAACUACUGACUUUAACAAGUGACAUACGUAUAGUAUUUUAAUAACUUAUUUAUUACAAUGGGAUGAAUGUAUGUAAAAAUGCCAUGUAUGUAAAAUGAAUACGUUGUAAAACUCCUGAUGAUACCUGCAUAUUUAUUAAUAUCUUUUAUCUUCUAAGACUAUGUUUUAUAAAAAAGUACAUACAUCAUAUAUGGAAAUA
Messenger RNA from Saccostrea cuccullata (small rock oyster), 1897 nucleotides. RefSeq names its product glycoprotein-N-acetylgalactosamine 3-beta-galactosyltransferase 1-like. The record is from RefSeq and is a predicted model, not a curated record. Gene Ontology annotation, cellular component: membrane. Gene Ontology annotation, molecular function: N-acetylgalactosaminide beta-1,3-galactosyltransferase activity. Bases 283 to 1413 code for a protein of 376 amino acids. NCBI's taxonomy places the organism in Eukaryota, Metazoa, Mollusca, Bivalvia, Ostreida, Ostreidae. The transcript is spliced from 4 exons.